UGGUUGCAGCCCCGCACCUCCCGCCCUCCGCAGCUCCUCUGGCGUGCCGGAGCCCGCUGCGCUUUGCCACCUCUUCGGAGAAGGCAGCAGGAGAUCAUUGACCUGACGUGUGAGGACACAAACACAGAUGUGACACUGUUGAGCAGCCUCACCAUCAUCGACCUGACUGAGGACAUGUGCAGCCCUCUCCACUCCACCCUCGGUGCUGCCCAGAACCCCAGAAACAUUACCCCAGCAGCACACACGUCCAAUCCCCAGCUCUGCCUUGCCACAGAAAAAAAAAUGCAGGCAGUGGCAGAGCCAAGCCCUGCACCAGCAUACCACAGCACUCCUGUGAAGCUCAGUUCCACCAUGGGCACAGCAGAAAUCAUGGAGAACUGCAACUGCCUUUCUCCUGUCUCUAGGCACCACAGCUGGAGCUCAGAGCUGGAUUACAGCACUACAACCUUUAACAGCGACUUGGACUCGCAGUCAGACUCAGGCUGCCUGUCCCCAUCUCCCCCCAGCCUGGAGAGCAACAGCAGCUGGAGAGCUGAUGACCCAGAGGAAGAUCCUCCACAGCCCUGCCAGGAAAGGAACCUCCCUCCAAGGCUUAGCCCUGCCCCAACUAUUCCUUCAACACCAGGAAAGGCCCAAAGGUCUUUGCCAGCAGCAAGUGACCUCCCACCACACCAACCAAUCCAGGAAGCCACCCCAGCCAGGACUGACGCUGACAGCAAGGCCUGGCUGGACAAACUGCACAAUUUCAGAAGGAGUGGAGUCCAGCACCUCUUCCUCCAAGGAAUAGCACCUAACAGGGAAACACAUCAGCAGAAACAUGAGUUCAUCUCCAGCGGGAAGCUGAGCAUGGUGCACACCACCAUGGAAGAGAACAUCCUGGAGGGUACCUUGUAUUUCCUGAAUGAGUUUGUCUCCUGCCAGCACCGUCCCCCCAAAGAAAUCAUCUCCCACCUGAUCAAACAGAUGCUGUUGGAGAACCAGGAAGAGGAGAGCCUGAAUGACAUCUACACACUGCUGAUGAAGAUCCAAAUGCUCCAUCCAGCCAACAUCGCCACAGUGGGAUGGGACUGGACUCUGGUGCAAUUCAUCAUGGAGGACCAGGAAAAGCCCCCUGGCCGGCUCCUCUUCCUGCAGUACGUGGUACAGACCCUAGAGGACGACUUCCAGUACAAUCUGAAGUUACAGCAGCUCCAGAUGUCAAUUGCCAAGAAAGUGCUUUCAUGUGACUUGUGCUUCAACAAUGUCAAGGAAGUGGUCAAGUGGUUGGUGGCAGCAGUUACAGGAGUCGGGUUCUCCCAGCCCCGGGAGCAGCUGCAAGAAGCCAGGGCUGAACACAGCUCAUCUUCACCAAGGCUGACCAGCACUCAGACAGCUCAGACAGACCAGGCUCAGACAGCUUUCUUUGCCCAAAAGGCGAUGCUCCUGCUCCAGCAGAUGUUGUCCAUGGCAGUGGAAGUGGACAGAUCUCCCACCUGCAGCUCCCGUAAGAUCGCAGAUGACAUAUUCCCAUUCAUACUGAAUAUCCCCCUGAGGAGCCAAAGGGAAGCUUUAUUAAACACCAUGGAGAGCCAGCUCCUGCGCUGCAGACUGCUAGAGCUGUUAUUCCAGCACAGUUGUGAUGUGCCCACAGCCUCAUCCAUGUCUCUGGACAAGAUCCUGUAUUUCCUGAGCCACUCCUAUCUGCUGCCACAAUUCCAGGAUGAAACAGCAACAUGGCAAAGGUGGGAUGAGAUGCUGCAGUACUUGAGUUUGCUGCUGCUGAGUUACCAAAGUGUAAAACUGGCAUUUCCUCUUGCAGAGCACCUGCGGAGUUCUAUCAGUGACCGGAUGGGUUUGAUCGCUCAGAAGGCCAAGCCCAGGCUCCAGGACAGUGAUGACAUCAGCCAGCUGGACAUUCAGCUGAAGAUGAACGACUUCAUCAGCAGAAUGCAGGAGACCCUGGGGCAGCCUUUUCCCCCACAGAUCCAGGAGAAAUUGUUCAUGCUGCAGGAACUGUUCUGCAUUGUCACUGCUGCCUGAUGGAGACAACCACUGCAGCAAGGAGGACAGAAGUUCAUGUUCUCAAUAUAAAACCCCCCACCUCAGGCUGCAAUCUCAGCAUCAUGGGGGUUGCUUUAUACAGUUCUUUUGAAAUAUGUUUGGUUUACAUUGUCUUAGAAUUUCUGUUUAAGUUUACCUUGUGCAGUUUUACAAAGCACUUUGUACAGUUUAAAAAAAUAUAUUCCUUUCAUGUUUGCUAAGAAUCUUUUGUCUUGGUGCUAGCACUGCCCUAAGCAAGUCCAGAGCUCUGUCAGAUCACACAAGGCCAUGCUUUAACCCCAGCCUUCCCACACUGUGAGAUUCACCUGUGUAAUCAGGACCACAGCAGCAGCCUGUACCUCAGUGCCUGAAUCUGUUCCACGACUUUUAGCUCUGCUUACACUCCAGGAGCACAGGGAACACCAGCAUUCAGAGAUCAGCCCAGUAAAUCAUGUGCUCCAGCAGCAGUACUUUAAAGGGCAGCUAAAAACACUACAACAGCACCAAACCAUGACUUUCCAGAGGGGAACUGGACACCUCUAGGGAAACAUCAGCCUAGUUCCCACACCUCCACAGUAUAGGUGGAAACACAGCAGACAAGCAACGAGAGACAAAAUCUCAGGAACAUGAUUGCUCAAGAAAACACAAAGACUUCAUGUUUAGUUUUAUCUGUACAAGCCCUAAGACACAACUGAGCCUAGCUGUUAACCCAGUCUCCCUGUGAAAGGGCAGUUUGUGGGCAAAUAUUUCACCCUAGUGAGGUGCUGCCAGGGCCUUAUCCACCAGAGCAUUGACCCCACACUCACUGGACAGUCCCACAUUUCUCCCACAGAUGCUCUGUCAACACCAACACACACUGUGGACCUCCAUUCCACAAGGAUUUUAUUGUUCUGUAACAAAAACAAACAUACAUAUUAGGAGAUGUGAACACAGUCAACAAAUAAAUUAAUGUCAAAUAAGAGCCUGAUUGCCAAGGUGCAAAUGAGUGGUGACAGAACUGCUGGUUUGCGUAGGGGACUUCCACACAUCACUGGCAGUGCUGCUGAAGCUUGAGAAAGCAGUGCUACAAAAUGUGCUGCUUCAGAGGGGCCAGCAGCCAGCCAAGGGAGCCAACCCUGUCUCACCCUCCAGGAAGUGUUUGGUUUAAGAAGGCAGAAACCCUGGAGCUCAACACUUACCACCUGUUAAGUAACCUCUGUAUAAUGCAACAGAGAAGCUUCCAGACACAAGGCUGCUGCUGGCUGAGGGACUCUGCUACACAAUCGUGAGAUCAAGAGAAGACCUGAGGAGACCCAUUUGCCACAGCAGAGGUGAGGAUUACAGAGCAAUGCUGCCUAUCAUGCUUAAGGGAUUAGAUGGUAGCCAGGAGUUCCUUCCACUUUUCCUGAAAGCCAGUGUUAGCUGUUCCCAGGAACUGGUUCAGACUAGGUCAAGGAUCACAUUCAGCUGUACCUUAGCAGGGAGGAAUGUUUAGCCUUGAUCUGCCUUCAGUCCACCCCCAGCCCUGCAGAACACAUUUAAUGCUGAUAAAAUACCCUGUCUGAGAAGUGUUUCCAGUCUCUAAUACAUUCUGCACGAUUCUAGGGAAAAAAAAAA
Cyanistes caeruleus (blue tit) is the source of this 3615-nucleotide messenger RNA. It is a transcript of the gene SIMC1, whose product is annotated as SUMO interacting motifs containing 1. Gene Ontology annotation, molecular function: SUMO polymer binding. The record is from RefSeq and is a predicted model, not a curated record. NCBI's taxonomy places the organism in Eukaryota, Metazoa, Chordata, Aves, Passeriformes, Paridae.